This is a messenger RNA of Scheffersomyces stipitis CBS 6054, 681 nucleotides long. RefSeq lists its product as uncharacterized. Bases 1 to 681 code for a protein of 226 amino acids. The record is from RefSeq and is a predicted model, not a curated record. Gene Ontology annotation, biological process: import into nucleus. The transcript has a single exon. NCBI's taxonomy places the organism in Eukaryota, Fungi, Ascomycota, Pichiomycetes, Serinales, Debaryomycetaceae. Gene Ontology annotation, cellular component: cytoplasm.
AUGAGCGCUUUUGUACUCGGUUCUACGGGUCUUGUAGGCCUUCAAAUUCUCAAGGUUCUUGACAGUUCAACUGCCUUCAAAAAGGUCUCUACUGUUAGUCGUCGUCUUCCAAGUGUCACUAGUGGCAAAAUCAACUCAAUCGAAAAGAAGGAGAGUGAAGAAUGGCCAGCCAUCAUUGAAAAGGAAGCCAAGGACUACUCAGCCUUUUUCUCGGCCUUUGGAACUACUCGUGCUGCUGCUGGAUCUGCUGAUAACUUCAAAAAAAUCGAUUAUGGAAUCAACUACGAGGCUGCAAAGGCGGCUAAGGCUGCGGGGGUUGAAACUUUCGUAUUGGUUUCCACCAUAGGCGCCAAUGCCCAGUCUUCGUUUUUGUACCUCCAGGUAAAGGGCCAAUUGGAAGAGGACAUCAUAGCUUUGAAGUUUCCCAGAACCAUCAUCUUGAGACCAGGGAUCCUUUUGGGCGAAAGGGAAACUUCUAAAGGUUUGCUUAACAACUUAUCUGUUGGUGUAUUGAAGUAUCUUCAUGGUACCCCUCUAACUUUCCUUGGUAACCCAAUCUUUGGCGCAGAAGUCGCCCAGAUUGCUGUGAAUGCUGCUCAGGAGAGCUUUGAGAAGGGCGACGAACCGGUGGUUAAGUUUUAUGAAGCUAGAGAGCUUACUGAGUUGUACAAGAAAUUGUGA